UCGACUAACAGCUGGUCUGUACGCGCCCGAUCCCGUCUCCUGAGAGUCACUGUGCCGACCUACACACCUCCAAGGCAGGUGUACCGCGGUCCUGUUCGGCUGUAAACUUCUCUACAAGUUACUGUGCUUUGUUCCAGCCAAAAAACUGAUCGGAUAUGGAGACUGCAAGAGUGCAUAUAAUUACACGCAUACUCCUGCUGUUUCAAAUUGCUGUCGCCUUCCUGUGCGCAGUCGUUUCAGGGCAGAACGGGGAGAGCGUGGUGGUGGGAGAGUUCAACAUUAGUGCCCCUGCAGGCUCGGAGGCCGUACUGCAGUGCCACAGCCAGCGCAUGGUGUGGACCCAGGACCGGCUGAAGGACCGGCAGCGCGUGGUCCACUGGGACCUGUUCCGGAGUGCGCCAGACUACUCCAUGGAGCGGGUGCUGGACAUGUUCUCGGCUGGUGACCAGCGCAUCUAUAACGGCUACAACAAGGGCCGUGUCAGCAUGCCCAUGACUGCCUUCAAUGACGGCAACUUCUCCCUGGUCAUUAAGGAUGUGGCCAUGAGUGACAGGGGCAUCUACUCCUGCAACCUGCACCACCACUACUGCCACCUGUACGAAACCAUCAAAGUGCAGCUCAACGUCACCAAGUCACCCCGUAAGGAGCGGCGCUUCUGGGACGGGGAGAAGGCUGUGUUCGUGGUGCUGGUGGGCAGCACGGUGGUCCUGCCGUGCGUGAACCGCCACCCGGUGUGGACGGAGGCCCACAGGGAGGAGGAGCAGCAGGUGGUGCACUGGGACCGGCAGCUGCCGGGCGUGCGGCACGACCGCGCAGACCGCCUCAUCGACCUGUACGCGUCCGGCGAGCGCCGGCAGUACGGCCCGCUCUUCCUCCGCCGCAAGAUGAACAUCUCGGGCGAGGCCUUCUCGCUGGGCGACUUCUCGCUCAUCAUCUCCGACCUGCGCCCGCCGGACGAGGGCGUGUACUCCUGCCACCUGCACCACCACUACUGCGGCCUGCACGAGAGGCGCAUCUUCCACGUCAGCGUGGGGCCCCCCCUGGUCCCCGACCAGUCCCCGGCUCCCCGCCUCCUCCCCCAGGACGACCCAAACACCAACAUGGUGGAGGUGCCACGUGUCAUCAAUGUCAUCCUGCCUGAGCAUCGAGGUCACUUCCUGCAGCAGGUCGGCUACAUCCUGGCCACUCUCCUCCUCCUGGCCCUCAUUGCCAUCGCUGUCAUCCUGUUCAGCCGUCGCUGCAGGAAGAGAGGGCUGGAGUAUGACCUGCGCAGAUCUGAACGGGGGAACGUGACCUCCAAUGACUUCGAGAUGGGCGUCACGGAGCUGAAGAUGUGCAACCAGGAGGAAAUGAGGCUGGACUACAAAAACAACAUCCUGAAGGAGAAGGCAGAGAUGUCAAAGCUGCCGUCCCCGAAAGUCAUCGACCUGGACAAAGAGAUGGAGAAAAAGGCGUGGAAGUGAGGGACUGCAUGCCGCUGGCUGGCCCAGGGCACACAAAGAGAGAGGAGGAGUAAAAGAGAAGGGAGGGAAUGGAGGGAUGUGUGGAGGAAGGAGGAGUGUAAGGAGAGAGGGGAGAGUCCUAACUUCACUGCUUCAGAGCCCGUGGCACCAGCUGUGUGACCACGCCCACCUUUUGACGGCUGCUGCGCUGAUUCGC
This is a messenger RNA of Megalops cyprinoides (Indo-Pacific tarpon), 1659 nucleotides long. RefSeq names its product matrix remodeling-associated protein 8-like. The record is from RefSeq and is a predicted model, not a curated record. Bases 156 to 1463 code for a protein of 435 amino acids. Gene Ontology annotation, biological process: cell adhesion; establishment of glial blood-brain barrier. Gene Ontology annotation, cellular component: cell surface; membrane. The transcript is spliced from 10 exons. NCBI's taxonomy places the organism in Eukaryota, Metazoa, Chordata, Actinopteri, Elopiformes, Megalopidae.